AUGUGUCUGAUCGGAGCCUACAACAGAGAUUGUGAAUAUGAUAUUUUAAAGGAUUCAAUGUUCGAACUUGAAAAGGUAUUUGACGAUUUUUGCGUUAUAAAUGAGGAAUACGAACUCAUUGUAUCUGACGAAAAAUACGCUGAACACCGUGUAGUUAAUGGUGAAGACAUUAUGACUUACAGAGACAAUGUAAAAAGGUGCUAUGAAGAAGCUAGGAGUGUAUUUGUUAGUGUAAAGACAACAAUCGAACAAAAAGCUAGACAACAAAGUGCUGGGCCUGUCAAAGUUGCCCUAAAGAAUGACAUUUGUAGAAUUCAUGAACUAAUCACAGUCGUUGAUGAGAGUUUUAAACUGGAAAAUGUGAAUAUGGCAGCUUUACAACUAGAUAAGAAUGAUCUACAGUCAAUUUUGAACAUAAUAUGUGAUAACAUGGCAAAACUUGGCUCGAUUGAAACACAAGAGCAAGUUAACCUAAUCCAAGAAGAAGUCGAUGCUAUUAUCAGAGCAGUUUACAAUUGCAUCAGAAAGAUAAACUUGUUUUUGCAUGAGCAACAAGCAUUUGUUAAAUCAUUACACAUUGAAAAUGCCACUUUCCCCUCUGAAACCAACACCCCCCCACUGAGAACAUCAACACCGUAUUCCCCCCGGAGAUCAACACCAACAUCCCCCUGA
Molecule: messenger RNA, 672 nt
Organism: Paramuricea clavata
Lineage: Eukaryota; Metazoa; Cnidaria; Anthozoa; Malacalcyonacea; Plexauridae
Source: the annotation of a GenBank genome assembly